Prunus armeniaca (apricot) is the source of this 690-nucleotide messenger RNA. Lineage: Eukaryota; Viridiplantae; Streptophyta; Magnoliopsida; Rosales; Rosaceae. The record is from the annotation of a GenBank genome assembly.
AUGGAUGGUUUCUGUCCUUACUACGUCGACCCACAGCCUUGCGGCGCCUCCUCCGAGGUACCGGAAUCUUCGUCCGCUUCCGACAACAGCAGUGCUCGCCCUGUAUCCAUGAACUUUUCGGACGAGGAGGUCCUUCUGGCGUCCACUUAUCCCAAGAAGCGGGCCGGUCGGAAGAAGUUCAAGGAGACUCGGCACCCCGUGUACCGUGGUGUCAGGAGAAGGAACUCCGGGAAGUGGGUUUGCGAGGUGCGGGAGCCCAACAAGAAGACCAGGAUUUGGCUCGGGACUUUCCCCACCGCCGAAAUGGCAGCGCGCGCUCAUGACGUGGCGGCCAUCACGCUCAGAGGUCGGUCUGCUUGCUUGAACUUUGCCGACUCCGCGUGGCGGCUGCCUGUCCCGGCUUCAGCCAACGCCAAGGAUAUUCAAACCACAGCUUCCGAGGCUGCUGAGGCGUUUCGGCCACCUGCGGAGGGGUCGGAUGAGGUUUCUGGAGCUUCGGCGGUGGCCGCGUCAGAAUGCGCGUCAGCAUCGGAACAAGUGUUUUAUAUGGAUGAGGAGGCUGUUUUUGGGAUGCCAGGACUCCUCGCAAAUAUGGCCGAAGGGAUGCUGUUGUCUCCACCUCUUUACACCGAGGAUGAUGACGACGUGGAAUUAUAUGCUGACGUACCACUAUGGAGUUAUUCCAUUUAA